GUCACGCGCGCAGGAAGCGGCGCGGGCGCGGCGCGGCGAUGGGGACCUCCCUGGACAUCAAGAUCAAAAGGGCGAACAAGGUGUACCACGCCGGGGAGGUGCUCUCGGGCGUGGUGCUCAUCUCCGGGAAGGACUCGGUCCAGCACCAGGGUGUCUCCCUGACUGUGGAAGGGACCGUGAGCUUGCAGCUCAGCGCCAAAAGCGUGGGCGUCUUCGAGGCCUUCUACAACUCAGUUAAGCCAAUCCAGAUUAUCAACAGCACCAUCGAAAUGGUGAAGCCAGGAAAGUUUCCCAGUGGCAAAACAGAAAUCCCUUUUGAGUUUCCUCUGCACGUGAAGGGAAACAAGGUCCUGUACGAGACGUACCACGGCGUGUUCGUCAACAUCCAGUACACCCUGCGCUGUGACAUGCGGCGGUCCCUGUUGGCCAAGGACCUGACCAAGACUUGUGAGUUCAUCGUGCACUCUGCUCCUCAGAAGGGGAAACUGACUCCGAGUCCCGUGGACUUCACCAUCACCCCGGAAACCCUACAGAACGUCAAAGAGAGAGCCUUGCUCCCCAAGUUUCUCAUCCGAGGACAUCUCAACUCGACCAACUGUGUGAUCACGCAGCCCCUGACCGGGGAGCUGGUGGUAGAGAGCUCGGAGGCCGCCAUCCGGAGUAUAGAGCUGCAGCUGGUCCGCGUGGAGACCUGUGGGUGCGCGGAGGGGUACGCUCGCGAUGCCACAGAGAUCCAGAACAUUCAGAUCGCCGAUGGGGAUGUGUGUCGGAGCCUCUCCAUCCCCAUAUACAUGGUUUUCCCCCGGCUGUUCACCUGCCCCACGCUGGAGACCACCAACUUCAAAGUAGAAUUCGAGGUGAACGUCGUCGUGCUGCUCCACGCCGACCACCUCAUCACGGAGAACUUCCCGCUGAAGCUCUGCAGGGUCUAGCCCAGGCCGGACGGGACCGCGAGCACAGCCGGGCCUGCCCUCCGGAUCAUUCUGUAUCAGAAGCCUCCCUCCUCGGACGGCCGCUCCUCCUCACUCCCAGGAGGCCUCCGCCUGCAGCAGCACCUCUGACCCGACCCCUUUGAAUCCUCAGGGUUCUGGAGGUCACUGGCAAGAUCACUUCCCAGAACGCAGGCGCUGCUGGCUCUUGACCCGCGCACGCCUUUUCCGACUUGGUGGCGUGGUUGUCGCAGCAAUUUGAGCAUCUCUGGAAAGUGGUAUCUGGGGACGGAAGGAAACUGCCCCUGGUGGGCACAGCAGGGCCCCCAGCCAAGGGCCCCACGGGACAGUGAGUCGCGGCCCGCAGAGACGCGAGGACGGCCUCCGAGGCAGCUGCGGGGUGUGUCUGGGGGGGGCCUGUAGCCUUUUUCUACUCAGUUCCAUAGUUCUUUUCUAACAUUUUUCACGAUAACUUCAAGACUUUCAGGAAACCGGAAAAAAAGUGUCUGAGUUGGGUGCUGGUGGCUGGCGUGGGGUUUCUGAAGCCUCGGGAAUUGGUGCAGAAUCCACGUUUCCAGAAUAAAUUCAAACGCAAGGUUACGCAGGGAAGA
Molecule: messenger RNA, 1540 nt
Organism: Talpa occidentalis (Iberian mole)
Lineage: Eukaryota; Metazoa; Chordata; Mammalia; Eulipotyphla; Talpidae
Gene: VPS26C
Product: VPS26 endosomal protein sorting factor C
Exons: 8
Coding region: 39-932 (297 amino acids)
Biological process (GO): intracellular protein transport
Cellular component (GO): endosome
Source: RefSeq, a predicted model, not a curated record